AGAUCUCUGUGUGGGCCAGGAACAUGGAGGGCAUGGCCUACAGUGACCCAUUGGUGCUAACAGUCUUCGUGACAGAUGAGAAUGACAACCCUCCUAACUGCCCUCUCACUGAUUCCCCAUCUGAGGUCCUGGAGCUCAGUUCCUCAGGGACAGAGGUGACCAGGCUCCAGGCCACGGAUGCUGAUGACCCCAACUCUCCUAACGCCCAUGUGGUUUACAAGCUACUGAGCCAGGAACCUCCCGGACCCGAGGGCUCCUCCUUCUCUGUGGACCUUCACACAGGGGCAGUGAUGGUACAGGACACCCCACUCAGGGCAGGGGAACUCUACAAGCUGCUCGUGCUUGCUGCUGACCUGGCUGGAGAAGAAGGCGGUCUGAGCAGCACCUGUGAAGUUAGCAUCAAGGUGAUGGACGUGAAUGACCAUGCCCCUGUGUUCUCAGCCUCCCAGUAUGGGCCAGUCAGCCUUCCCGAGGAUACAGUGCCAGGAACACGAGUGGCCACAGUCACAGCCACAGAUGCUGACCUGGACCCAGCGUAUACCCUUAUUGACUUCUCCAUUGUGGAAGGAGACCCCAAUGGCACCUUUGUCCUAGACUCAGACCAGAGGAGUGGCCACGCAGAUGUUCGCCUUCAGAAGGUGAGGAGCUUGGGGACAGCUGUUCCUUGGGUCAUAGUAGCUGGAGGUUUUCUCAGAGAGCAGAUGUAUUCUCCAUCUCUGGGUCUGAGAGUGAUCUGGGGUGGGAGCCACAGUAAAUACUUUCCCGCUCAAGCCUCAGCAUCAGAGUCCAUCCUAAGGAUCCAGGAAUUGACGGUCAGGAGUAUCAGAUGGGAUAGGAAGGCAGGAAAGGACAAACUCCCAGAGCUUCGCAUUGAGAUCAUCCAUCACCCAUAAGGGAGCUGUACUCUUGUGACCCAUGAACUGGGCGCACCCCCACCCCAGCCAGGAAUGUUCUCCCCUCUCCCCUCCACCUCCCAGAUUCCGUGGUUCUUCAAGUCCCAGCUUAAAUCUCACCUCCUACAGGGAGCUUUUCCUGGACCAUUCCACCUGCACCCCUUUCUGAGUGCCUUCCGAGCUAAAUGGUGUAUAUAUACCUAGAUAUUUAGGUGUGGGCGCCCUAGUUAAACUGCGAGCUCCUGAGAUCACAGAGUAUUUUCCCCUGCAUUUGUAGUAUCCCUAACAUUUAGCACACUGUAAGUGCUUAAUUGUAAAUUAAUUAGGACAGAGUAAAUGCUUGUUGACUGAUUAAAUGAAAAACUGUGGUCAUCAGAAAUCAAGAAGGCAAUAGACAAAGCAUUAAAAGGAUUAAAGAUGGGGGCAGCUGGGUAGCUCAGUGGAGUGAAAGUCAGGCCUAGAGACAGGAGGUCCUAGGUUCAAACCCGGC
Molecule: messenger RNA, 1383 nt
Organism: Gracilinanus agilis (Agile Gracile Mouse Opossum)
Lineage: Eukaryota; Metazoa; Chordata; Mammalia; Didelphimorphia; Didelphidae
Product: cadherin-16-like
Exons: 4
Coding region: 24-893 (289 amino acids)
Biological process (GO): cell-cell junction assembly; adherens junction organization; cell morphogenesis
Cellular component (GO): catenin complex; adherens junction; plasma membrane
Molecular function (GO): cadherin binding; calcium ion binding
Source: RefSeq, a predicted model, not a curated record